UUAUGAAGCAUGUCGAUGUCAUUUCUUUCUAAAGUGUACGCGUUUUACAAAAUAUAAUUGUAAUAAAUUGACUAGUGUUCGUUAUUGUUAUUUUGUAAAGCUUUUUAGUAACUAGACGGUGCCAGGUAGGGCAUAUCGUUUCUGGUAGUUCAAAUGAAAUGUAAUAAACUGUUUGAAUAAAUAGUACAUACUCCAUAAUUGUGUUAUUUUCAUUUUUUGCUGUUUUGUCUUGAUUAAGUACUUCAUGAAAAGAUUCAUCACAAUGACAGAUAAAAAAUGUGAUAACCAAAAUGCUGAUUCAAAAAAAUGUACGAGUAACCGUAUGUGUGAUCAAGAAAAAAAUAUCAUUACAUCUGUGAUUGAUGAUUACAAUCCUUGGGGUAAACCAGGACACGGGGCUCCGAAUACUGAUGGUCUUCGAAAAAGAAAAAUUUUUACAGAUCCACCAUCGCCUCCCUUGCAGAGAGUCAGUAAUGAAGUUACGACCAUGGGAAGACCUGGCGGUGGCGCUCCGCUUAAAAGUUCAUCCGGAAAAACAAAAAAUUUUGUGGUUGAAGAUCCUCAAUUGAGAUUUCAGUUUCAUGCUCCAGAUAGAAAUAUAGUAGAUAAUGAUUUUAGAUACCGAAAGUCACUUAAAGACCAAAGGGCAUAUAAAAUCGAAUUAGAUGAAAUGGUUCGAAAAAAACAAGAAAUUAUAAAUGAAAAUCGAAAAAGAGAAAUUAUUAAAGAUAAACAAUUGAGUUCAACUGUAAUUCCUUGGGGCACACCUUGCCCAGGGGGUAUUGUUUGGCGAGAUCCAAAGAGCGUAGGCAAACACUUCUAUCGAUCUUUGGGUUAUGAAGAUGGUAGUAUGAUGAUAGUUGGAUUAGGUUCCACUGAUAGCACAACAAAAGAGUCUGAUGAUAUUGAUAUAAUAACAGGUGGAGUUGAAUUAGCACCUAUAUUAGCUCGAAGAAGAAGACAAGAAAUAAAAUGGCCUUUACAUUCAAGUGACGUGACUAAAAUUUAUGAUCCUAAAUCUAACUUUUUAAUAGAUGAGAAAGAAUAUCACGAGUUUCUCGACAGGCAAAUUAGUGGUCGAGAAAAACGAAAACAAAGCUUGUGUCAAUAUAUGAAAAUAAACCUAAAAGGAUGCCUUAAUGUACUUGAUUUAUAGAGCAUCUCGUGACUGAGUGUUAAACUAGUGACAGUAUGUGACAGGUACCGACGCCUUAACAACUCAGUACCAUCCAUUUAGUAUCUCUAAAAGUUUAUUAUAAAUAAAAUGUUAAAUCUAUGUUGAUCAAGUAGAAUGUUCUAUUUAUACAAUUUUGACAAAUUAAAUUUUAUUAUAAAUUUUAUAAAGUUUAUCAAAAUUAUAAGUUUUUAUAGCCCAAUCAACUGAAACUGUAACAUUAAUUCGUUAUACAUUAUACAUUUUUAAAAAUGAGUAUUUAAAUGUAUUUUAAUGGAAAAAGAGUUUUGUUCUUGAACAUUUUGUUUUUAAACAUAAAAACUUUUCUCAAGCACAACAGAGUUAUACACGUAACGUACUUGGCAUUAUUGUCUAUACAAUAGAUCUACGACUGUUAAAAGAAAAAUUAUGUAUUAAAGAUAUUUUUUUUUUUGCUUAAGAAAAGAAAAAAUAUUUUAUGCAUAAACUCUAUAGCAGGGAUCGGUAAAUAGUUUCUCACGCGGGUUGGGUAGUUUCAAAAAAAAAUGUCGAGGUCCGACAGUGACGUAUUUAAAGAAAGGAUAUGGACAACUUCCCAGCCACCAAUAUUUCUUAAGUAUUUCUAAUAUAUAUCAUUAAGCUAAUCUGUAUUUUAUUAUUCUUCAUAACUUCUUAAAUAAUCUUUGAAUGCAAACUCUACGAAUUAAACUUUUUUUAUUAGAUGGAAGUAAUCGUUUAAUAAAGAUUAGAUAAAAAAAUUAAAAAAACAAAAUCACAUGUAAAUUUAAAUCGAAUAAUUAAUAAUAUUUAGUAAUAAUAAUACGAAUUAAAAAUUAUUAUAUAAUUAAUUAUUAAUUAUUAUUAAAUAUUUCAAACAACAUGCAUCACGGGACAACUUUUGUAUUUCUUUAGUAAUUUCAUCCUUUAUAACAGAAAAUAAUUAAGGGCUUAGACCAGAACCUCGGUGCGCUACUACUCUUACCCUAUAAUCUUCUGUUACUGCGCCCACACUUCUAACCCUGGUACAAGUGUCAUUGUACAUAUCCUCUAUUACAUUUGGCUUUUUGAUUUCAGAUUGGACAGUAUAAAACCUUUAUUUUUUAAUUCAUAAAAACGAAGUAUAACUUAAACUAUUAAUUUAGUUUAUAAUACUUUAUUUCGUACAUACAUCUCUAACUACUUUAUUUCUUCUCACUUUUUGUCCCCACUUACAUCCAAGAUCGGACAAUCUACCUAUGUUAAGCUUCAGUACUUCUCGUAUUUUUUAACACAAUUAUACACCAUAUCCUCGUUAGUCACCUCUUACAACUGGUAGAGGGGCCGUGGAAGCAUUUUUUUAAAAAAAAAUUUAGUCAUCUCAUUGAGAAGUAUUCUGAAACCAUUAUAUUUUCACAAAAUCAAAAUUAAAAAUUAAAAAAUAUAGUUUAACU
Molecule: messenger RNA, 2583 nt
Organism: Daktulosphaira vitifoliae (grape phylloxera)
Lineage: Eukaryota; Metazoa; Arthropoda; Insecta; Hemiptera; Phylloxeridae
Exons: 10
Coding region: 245-1156 (303 amino acids)
Source: RefSeq, a predicted model, not a curated record